CUAAAUGGACAGACUUAGUGUAACAAAAGUCACACUCGAUCGGCUUCGAGUCUGAAGUCUGAUGAAGAUAGUUUUGAAGUUCAGACGUUCUUGGUCCAUAAGCAUUCACUGUUUUGGAGAGGUAGCAGCAGUAUCAGAGACCGUAAAAAUUACUGAUGUGGUUAUCACUUAUUUAUAUAAAAACAUCCCAAGUUAUACAGGACUGUGAACUGGGUCUGGCUGGGAUGGAUUUCAUUUUCUUCACAGCAGCCCGUGAGGUGCUGUGUUUUGCAUUUGUGCCUGAAACAGUUUUGAUAACGCAGGAAUCAGUGCUUGGGCACUGUGAAGGCUUUCUUUUUUUCCCACUCUGCACCUGCCCCAGCGAAGAGGCUGAGGGUGGGCAAGAAGUGGGGAGGGGAGACAGCUGGGACAGCUGACCCAAGCUGGCCAGGGGGCUACUGCAUGCCCUGCAACGCCACGCUCUGCAGUAAAAGCUGGGGGAGAGGAAGAAGGGUUUUGUUUUUUCUUCAGCUUCCAAGGUGGCUGUUGCUUAGGGACUGGCUGGGCAUCAGUCUGCUUGUGGAAGGUGGUGAAUGACUUCCAUUGCAUUGCUUGUUUGUUUGGGUUUUUUCCUCUUUCUUCACCUGUUAAACUGCCUUUAUAUUGCUCACAGAGUUUUCCUGCUUUUGCUCUUCCUGUUCUCUCCCCUGUCCUGCUCAGGGGGGACUGGGGGCAGUGGGAUGAGACCAGACCGAGCAAUGGCUGUGUGGGUGCUUUGCUGUUGGCUAGAGGAUCUUAAACCAAAUAAUUUGUUGUUAGAUGAAAAUGGGGUAUUAAAAUUGGCUGACUUUGGUUUGGCAAAAUCUUUUGGAAGCCCAAAUAGAGUUUAUACACACCAGGUAGUAACAAGGUGGUACCGAGCCCCAGAGCUAUUGUUUGGUGCUAGAAUGUAUGGUGUUGGUGUUGACAUGUGGGCUGUUGGUUGUAUUUUAGCUGAAUUGCUCCUCAGGGUUCCUUUUUUACCCGGAGACUCUGAUCUUGACCAGCUGACAAGGAUAUUUGAAACACUGGGUACACCAACGGAAGAGCAGUGGCCUGGGAUGACAAGUCUUCCAGAUUAUGUCACAUUUAAGUCUUUCCCUGGAAUGCCACUUCAACAUAUCUUCAGUGCAGCUGGUGAUGAUUUGCUUAAUCUUCUGCAAGGCUUAUUCACGUUUAAUCCUUGCACUAGGGUUACGGCUACUCAGGCAUUGAAACAGAAGUAUUUUAGUAACCGACCAGGACCAACUCCAGGAAAUCAGCUGCCGAGACCAAACUGUCCUGCAGAAGCUGUAAAGGAGCAACAAAAUGCACUUUUAAAUUUAAAAAGGAAAAGAACAGAAGGAAUAGACCAAGGUAACCUGUUAAUGUUUCACCUGUUGUAAAAUAGGGGCUACAUGCUCAGAGAGAAUGUGAUACUUCCAGUGUUUCAGAACAAAAACUCUCUGAAUGGACUACAUCCCUGGGCACCACCACUAGCUGAAGCCCUUUAAUGAUUUAUGUUUUAGGAUAAAUGCUUUAGGGCAAGAAAGACUUAGUUCUGUGAUCUAACAGAACUGGUACAAAAAAGGCUCUCUUAUGACCCUUAGGAAUCUAUUUGUUGGAAGAAAUACCUAAUUCUGUAAAUUUCUGUAAUGGAGUGUGCUACUACCCAGUAAAUUACAGGCUAUUACAAUGCCCUUUUUUAUUUUUCUGAGACCUCUUACUGAGCUGUGAAUAACUUUACAUCACUUAAAACAAAAAAGGGGUGAGAAGGAGAAAGAUAGCAUGUUAUUCUUUCAAGUGACAGACUGGAGAAUAUUAAUCAGCUUCAGAAAAGAGAUUUCUGCUCUCUAUCUCUUAGACUAAGCAAAUUAACUGUUAAGAUCGCUCUGCGUAAGGAACAUCAAGCAUGUUUCUGUGGCCCUUUUAAAAGGCAAGCUUAUUUCCUAACAUUUACUUCUACUUGGAGCCUCCAGUCUUCCCCAAACAGUGGCAUGUACUUCAUAUCUUCAUGGCAAGGAAAGCUCUGAGGACUCAAGACCUGUAUCUGACACUAAAUUACUCAGACCUUCUAGUAGAGAGGCAAAUACUGGAUCUUGGAGUUGGUUGUCUUAACAGCUGGAAUAUACAAGAUAGCAGCUGUCAGGUUAGCAUCAGCUUUUUUUUAUAUCCAGUAUGAGACUCUGUUUUGAUGCAAGAGUGAUAUCUUUUGGGAAUGGAUGUGCUUCCGUGAAAGUGCAUUUCGUCUUGAAUUCAGAGACACAGCUGUUUAUCGAACAUAUAUAAAACUACACAUACUCCUUUUCUGGGUUAAAUAAAGGUGGCCCAUCCACCUUGGCAAAGACUGGUCGUUAACGUCUUUUGGCAGGAAAUGUAGAUGAUGUGUCAUGAUUCCAAACUCAUAACAUCCCUACAUACUAUCACACCCUAACUUACGCCCUUUUGCCCAAGCUUUUAUCACCCUAGGCACUCUCCAGUGGAGUCCAACUCCUGCCUUAGAUAGAAGAAAUCAGUUUAUUUACAGUCAAUCAAAUAGUACAGUUACAAUCUAUUUAUUCAUUAUGAUCUUAAACAGUCUGCGCUUGACUCACAAACAUGCACAAUAUCUACAGAGAGGUAGGUACCUCAUACACCUCUGGAAACACAGCCAACCUGUCAGUCCGGGUGGAAGGAUGAUACCAUUCCAGUCCUUCAAUCUUUGAAUUGUUAAACUCAUACGAAUUUAAAUUUAAUAUCUCUUCCACCAAUUUGUUGUGGUCUUUGAUGUUUUUAGUGACCAAUGAAUCACAGAAGUCCAAAGGACGUGUUUAUGUGGUCACCAAUAUGAAUGUAACCCGCAUCGGACGGCUCAUUUUGCCAAAUUAAUGUGAGGGUGUGCUAAAGCCAGACAGCAGCACCCUCCAAGGCUGCCAGACUGGGCCCAACUACUACCUGCGCUACAGGCUCUGGGCAACAAUACAAUCUUGGUGACGGAAAUCUUUCACCUUUUUACAUACUAUUGAAUGAUCAGUGAAGCCCAUUGAUAGGGCGGGAGGAACUAUGACCUCUGCCCCAGUGUUCAAGGAGUUCUCUUAGUUACCCCAGAAGGGUAUCCAGUGGGAUCACGAGGAGGUGUGACCUGCAGCUAUGCUUGGUUAGUAGUUAUGAUCCUGUCUUAAGAGAGUCAUAGUUACUCCCACCCAUUAUUAGAGUUUAACUUAGUUUUUGGCACUUAGACUUGUUUCAUAGUCUGUGUCAAAAAAUGCAUUAGUUCACUAGCUUAAGAUUCUAAUCUCAAAGAAAAAUUUAAUCAGUUUACUGUUUGCAUGCUCUUUGCUGACCCCGGUACUGUUGGUCAGCUGACACGUGGGAACUUGUCAGGUUACUGUAGCUUAGGUAAUUAAUUCAGCUCCUUUUGCAAGGGCCUGUGUGAGGGUCUGUGAUUAGUGUUUAGGAGUACAUGCCCUAAAAUAUGCUUGUUAACUAAAGGACAGGAAAGAGGAAGAAAUGCUUUCUUGAGUUCUGUAACUUAACCAUUUGAAGUCUUGCAUUUGACAACGAGCAGAGCUUCCAGAGCUGUAUCCAGCUCUGUAUCCAGAACACUUCAUUGUUUUAAUGUCUUUCCGAAAGUCAUCAUCUUCAGCAAGAGGAAAUCAGACUUGAGUGUUAAAUUCCAGGAGUUUUAAGAUUGGCUGUAACCAAGGCAUUUAGGAAGUCAGCAUUACUUUUUGAGACAGAUAUCUGAGUAUCAGUAUAAGAAGCAGUAUCACUUCCACUAAGCAGAAAUGGAAACAUAAUGGAUUUUCUGAUGUGGAUUUUCCAUUAUGCUCUGUUACUGCCUUAGCUGGACGCUCAGAACCAGAGGGUCUCAAAGGUAGAUCCUCUAGUGCCAAUGAAAGUUAAAGGAGAGAGACACAAUGCUAGAGCUAACAGAUCUGCUACCCUGGAUUUCAUCUGACAUCCUUGCAUGGCAUUAUCAUCUAAAGUUAAAAUCUGAAUAUUGGUUUGGAAGAACAAUCCUACAGCCUUCGUUUAAAUAAAAUUUGAAGCACAGAGUGUUUUUAUUGGUAUUGAGGGUAGAAAUGUGUAAUUUCAAAGAAAAAUAAGUUGCAUCCCCUGAAAUCCCUAGGCCGGCCUGUG
Molecule: messenger RNA, 4119 nt
Organism: Egretta garzetta (little egret)
Lineage: Eukaryota; Metazoa; Chordata; Aves; Pelecaniformes; Ardeidae
Gene: CDK7
Product: cyclin dependent kinase 7
Exons: 7
Coding region: 573-1403 (276 amino acids)
Biological process (GO): protein phosphorylation; positive regulation of transcription by RNA polymerase II
Cellular component (GO): transcription factor TFIIK complex; cytoplasm; nucleus
Molecular function (GO): ATP binding; cyclin-dependent protein serine/threonine kinase activity; RNA polymerase II CTD heptapeptide repeat kinase activity
Source: RefSeq, a predicted model, not a curated record